Betta splendens (Siamese fighting fish) is the source of this 4691-nucleotide messenger RNA. RefSeq names its product armadillo repeat containing 5 (gene armc5). The coding region runs from base 516 to 4256 and encodes 1246 amino acids. The record is from RefSeq and is a predicted model, not a curated record. The transcript is spliced from 7 exons. Gene Ontology annotation, cellular component: cytosol. Gene Ontology annotation, biological process: anatomical structure morphogenesis. Gene Ontology annotation, molecular function: protein binding. Lineage: Eukaryota; Metazoa; Chordata; Actinopteri; Anabantiformes; Osphronemidae.
CUCAUCCGCCCCUGUUUCGUUGUUUGGCUAAAGAUGGCGUUAGCGGCUAACACAGGCGUUUGCAUUUUGUUUCACAAAAAUUAUUUGACUAGUAGUAACAAAACAUUGAUGAAAUAGAGCUUUAAUUCGUUAUUUGAUGUGCAAAAAUAUUCAACAUUGAGCAAAUACACGUCCUUUGCGCAGAACAACGCUUGUUCGUGCUUCUCACGAUGUAGGCCUGUUUUUAAGGGAGCGGACCGGAGCUGCUGGAACUCCAUCUCCCGUCAGCAAGUGCGGCCGAAGCGUCAGGUGGUACCGUUUUUCUUUUUCCUGCUGGUAUGUGUAGUUUUAUGUCAACUGUUUUGCGGAAACUUUGAGAGAGUCGCGGAUUAAAGUUAUACGGACGCAUUUUAAUCAACAUAAUAAAUCCGCAACAUCUUACUGGAAACGUCCACCGUGCCCCAACAUGUCUGUGAUAUCUGUUUAAACUGGAGGAGGAAAAGUGUCGAUCCCACUGUCUGCCAGUGAGAGACACCAUGGCUGCAUUACACGUGCAAGGUGACUGGAAAUCCAAAGACGGGCCCUCAUCAUCACCAGAGUCUUCGUUGAACUGGUGCUUGACUCACCUCUCCAAACCCAGAUCAGGGGCUGAACAGCAGGCCCACGGCAAGGCUGACCCUGGUGGUUGCAGGGAACUCGAAAAGAGGUUCAGAGUCUCUCAGUGGAGAGCCCUGGUUGCCAUCCGGACACAACACAUCAAGGGUGACAAGGCUGGCAUUGCCAGAUUCAGAACCCUGGGGGGUCUUAGACCUUUGUUGGACCUGCUGAAACACCCGGAGUGUUCCAGGAAGACGUUAGACCUGGCUCUGAGCAUCCUGGCCAACUGCUGCACCGAAGGGGAGACGCGCGUAGAGGUCCGCAAGCUUGAUGGGAUAAAUAUUGUAGUGGAGAUCCUGAAGAGAAACGUAGCCCUGGAAACCGUUCAGAACCGAGCAGCUAGAGCCUUGGGAAACCUGGCCAUGGAUCCCGAGAGCUCAGCGCUCAUCCACUCCGCUGGUGGUGUUCCUCUUCUCCUCCACAGCGUGUCUUUUUCCACAGCCUCAUCCUCCCCCACUGCUGCUUCCCCCAAAGAGCCCUGUCCUAAACUGGAGUGUGCGCAGUCAGCUGCCCGGGCCCUCCUCUACCUCUCAGACACACCGGCGAACCGCCUGUCGCUGCUCACCCAAGGGACCCUAUCGGCUCUCGCCCCUCUCAUUGCUCCUGAAUAUCCCCAGGGGCUGCGGCGGACUGCGCUCAGGACCCUCCAUGAGCUGACACGGGGCUGUGGUGUUGAAUGUGCCAGGGAGGUGUCCCGUUCUGGGGUUCUUGCUCAGCUUGGUGUCAUGGCGUCAGGGGAGUCUGGCAAACCGUUUGAAGAGCUGUCACUGAAGACUCUGGCCAACAUGUGCUCUCAAGGCUGCCUGCGCCCUCUGGUGGGGUCACUGGGGGUGAUUCCUAAGUUCACAGAGGAAGCCAAAAGAGACCCUUUAAAGGCUGGAGUUUUCCUCAAAGCAUUGUGUCUGUGCUGCAAGGAGGCAGUCAAUCGGGUGAAGGUAAAGGAGAGCGGCGGACUGGAAGUUUUAAUCGGCUUUUUAUCUGCACACAAGGCUCAUCCACUCUCCCGGUUAGCCAUCCUGGCCUGCGCAGACUUUGUUUUUGAUGAAUCCGCCAUGGAGCAGCUGCAGGAGUUGGGUCUGGUGCCUCUGCUUGUUGCUAGACUAGUUGAACUCACCAGGGGAGAGGAACUAUUUGCUGAGAAGAUGGAUGUGAGCCUCUCAUCCAGCAUGUCUCCAAAUGAACUUUUGCCUUCGGCAUGUUUUGAGUCCUUCGACUUUCCUGCUCCGGAGGGCUACAAGAAAGAAGAAGCUGGAAGGGAGCAAGGUUUAUGUUCGUCAAGCUUUCUAAGUCUCAGGUCCUGGUUGCUGUCUGAGGGAUUGAUUUCCUCUGAGGGGGACCUGGAAUCUUCCAGUGUUGAUGAGGAAUGGGGGAGCCUUCAGAUUCCUCCAUCACCAUAUCCCCAGACCUCAUCCCCAAACUCUGAGUCGAAUUUCUCUCCGAGAAAUAUAUCCAUAUCCAACCCAAAUGUUUCUUUUGCUAAAAAGGCAGCUCAGAUGUCCCCAGUGUCCUUUUCAGCUCACCCCCAACCACCAUCUUCCUGUAAAACCAGUGAGCCACUUUCCUCUGUUCCUCAGUCAUCCAGUGCGCUGUCACCCCAAAACCAGACCACAUCCUCAAAACCCACACACACCCCAGUUUCUCCAUCCAAGUUCUCAUCUCCUCACAAAAGAAGGCAACGAACCCAUUCAGCAAAUUACUUGACUAAGGUCACUCUUGAUACCCCUCCCUGUGUUCCCCGGCCAGCGUACCACCAUCCCUACCACCCUGAACCAUGGACACCCGAAUCUCCCAUCCUGCUUCUGUUGUCGCGUUUCUCCCACGCCACCGACCCAAGUCCUGCUCUCGUCAGCGCAGGUGUCAUGUCUGGCUUGCUCUAUUACCUCACCCGGCACCAGGACCCCAGCAGCAGGUGCUUUCGCAUUCUUUGCCGGCUGAGUUGCAACCCAAACUGUUUGCAGGCCUUGGUUCGAACCGGUUCUGUAGCACUGAUUCAUCACCAUCUUUGUCAGACAGAGGGAGGAGAGAGGGAGCCUGACAGAAUGAAAGACAAGGUUAAACAUCUAGGUGUCGCUCUUCUCAACAAUCUGCGUGUCCAGUGUGAGUCUGGUUUUGGCUCUGGGGUUCUUGCCCAUGUGAUGCUGUCAGGCUCCGACUCAGACAAGAUCAACUGUGCACUGUCGCUGCCAUUAAUCAGCAGCAACAAGUCCCUGCUGAAGAAACUUCUUCUGGACACUGGUGGGCUGCUGUUAGCGCUGCAGCCACUUGGCUAUGAUGACAAUCAUGGGGUUGAAGAUCAACCUGCUGCAUGUGGAAAGCUGCUUUCUGACCUGUUCACGUCACCACUUUCAGGCCUGACUCCUCACCUCCCCUCGCUGUACUUCUCGCUCCUCAUAGGAUGCUUGUCCACCCUGACGGAUGGCAUUAAAACCAAGCUCGACAAAAAACACAUCAAACCAACAGAGCUCGUUGGUACAAUGGGCAGAGUUUCACCUCCUCCAUCAAAAAGAGCUCGUCUAGCUGAUACCUGCUCCUAUGGUGUGUCAGACUUCAACAUCCUUUUCUUGCUGGACGAUGGGACCCAAGUCCCAGCCAACAGUGAACUUGUGUCUAGAGUGGAUGACACACACGGGGCUGGCUCUGAAUACUUCAGGGGGCUGCUGAGAGGGUCUUUUGAAGAAACUCACAGUGUUACUAAAGAGGCCAUCCACAUCAGAGAUGUUAGCCCAGGUAUGCUGCUUCCGGUACUGCAUUAUCUGCAUGGGUGCCGCUUCAGAACAGACACAGAAAGCUUAAAAGGAGUGGAUGAAGGCGAGAGGAGAGGACAGUGUCAGGUUUUGGAAAUCUUGGCCGAUGAAGGAUUAAAUAUCUGGAGAGAGGGGGCAGAUGAACAUUCUACAAAAGUCUUGACCUUCCAGAACACGGCCUUAGGGGAACUGAUGAUGGGAGCGUGCAGAUUCCUGGUGACUGGGCUGCAGAGGGAGCUGGAGGAUCUGUGUGUGUCACUUCUUCUGUCGUGGUCCGCUAAAGCUGGCGGUGAGGCUGCAUGUGCUCCCGCAGAGGACCGGUCUAAAAUGGACCAAGAGGGCCUGGAGUCAGCAGAGGAGAGCCUGGCUAACCGCACCUCUGAGCUGGAGUUGACUGGUCUGGAGAUGCUACCAGAAAAACCACCAGGGCCGAACCGCAAGAAACCAUUUUCAGCUGCUGGAUCGCUGGGUCCAGCUUCAGACCAGAAGGCAGUCAAACGCGUCACUCCAGCCUCCAAGUCAAGCUGUGCAUCAGCUGCAGACAAAUCACAAGAUCUAGAGGAACCGAGGUUAAGCCCAGAGAACUCAACAGGAAGCUCGUCACAACGCAAAUCCACAGAUCCUCGUUCCUCAGAAGCAACAGGCGGCGGCUUUGAUGCUCUGCUCCCACAGUUAUACUGGUUUUCCCAGCGUUACAACUACCCAGCACUGGGUCAGGCCUGCCUCUCCCUGCUGCUGGGCUGCCAGGGCUGUCCUCGGCACUUCCUGUCCUCCUCUCACGCUGGCGAAUGCCUUCGCCGACUCGCCAGCGAGGCCGACUGCACACGGACUCUGAAACAGGACCUAGUGGGUCUGGCCACGCUGGCGCUGAGCUGAGACGUGGAAUAUUUGAGUAGAGAGCUUGGUAGCAUGACAUUCACAGGGCACCUUAUCAAAUAGUACUAGUGCAGGUAAUGAGCACUGCAUGAUGAUGUGAAGUAUGUGAUGUAUAAUUUUCUGCAGCAUUAACUGAAAAUUAUGGCUGUAUUUUCACUUGUUUUGGUCAAAAAUAUUUCAAUUUAGUUUUGAUAUAAAUUGAUGAAUUGUAAUUAAUGACAUCAUUUUGUUCUAAUUUACUGCUAGAUUUUUAUGUUUAACAACUAUUAGCAAAAUCGCUGAAUGCCGUUAUGCUGAUUACUGGAAUCACCAGGGUUGGUCAGGUGCCUCUUGUUUAUUUUGUACAUAGAAUAAUAUGAAGUAGCAUAUAUACAGUGUAUAGGCUUCACCUGCCCCUCAAACAUUUAUGCCACUAAAUAUACUGCUGAAACAUCA